ACCGAGAUCUGUUAUAUGAUACUUGGGAAAGAUCGUGAAAUCAUUGUGACAUUUCAGUCUCGUGGUCUCAUCUGUUCUUCAUGUUUUCUGUUGCUGCAGCACCUUCUGUUGGAGCUUAUAGAAGUGUGUGAAUGGUUUGUGAUUCCCAGCAGUGUGUUUGAAGUUGACCAUCCUCCAUCGGUGGUCGUGUUAGUGUCCACCAUGUUGAAAUGGAUUGUGAACAAGAGGAAUGGUAGACGUUUUAGUAGCUAUGAUGACAUCGAGCAGGUGAUGAUACAAGGAGAGAUGGGGACGUAUCGGUCACUUUCAUUCAGCGAUGUUGGCGUCAAUAUGACACAUAACACACAAAAUGAGAAGUACAACACACAUGGCAUGGUGACAGUCGACACACAGCGCAUUGAACAGGAACAUGGCAUCAUCCAACAUCACAGCAGCGGGAAUACUUCCCUAACUACAUUCCACAACUCAUCACAGACCUCUGUUGAGCAAGAUAUUGAUAUGCUACAGGAGAGUGGUGCGGGCAUGAAGAGGGGAGACAACUCUGAUCAGCGUCACUUUGAAUCUGACUGGCCUGUGAAACAAGGCUCGCCCUCAGAUGUUCAAAUGGUUGGAUGUGAUACUCGCAUGGAGCAGACCAUCGAUCGCAUCUUCCUGGAACGACAGGCUCAUCAUGACAUGAUUGAGAGUAUUGUUGGUGUCCCAGUGUACGACGGUGGUGCAGAGGUUGAUGACUGUGACGACUAUGGCAGCACAGAUGAGGGAGUUAGGUCAAGGCCAUCCUCAUUUAUUCGUGAUGGAUCUGAGUCGGAUAUACAGGAAGACUUCACACAGGAUCCUCAUUUCAUUAUGGAGGGCACAUUGAACCAGCUUCGAGGUCUGAAUGAUGGCUUGCAGAGGUACAGAGAUGCUCGGGUCCUUAGUCUACGACUAAACCAGGAUGUAAGAAGGGAUACGCUCGCCCGCUUCAGCUCAUCUUGCCCAUCUCUUGAUAUUCAAGGUCGUGGGUCACCGCUAUCCCCCAUAGAUGAAGCAGAUCAUCACAAGUCUAUGCUGGACUUGGCACAGGAGGUGGGCCCAUCCAGUCACCUUACGUCCGAGGCAUCACCUUCAGCAUUCUCCAGUCAUCAUUCCGCAUCCACUGACGCUGACGGUCUAGGUGAUCGCAACAUCCGCAUCUGCGUCAACGGAGUCACUGUGGACAGCUCAACAGACAUCCCAGACCCUCUUUACAUGAGGCAAUAUGAGCAGCCCGACUUCAGUGUCGUCGAUGAUGUUGAAGGUUCUGGCCCAGGGGGAAUACGUCGUCAUAGUUGGUGUAACAAAGUGGUAACCCAAACCCGAAAUCCAAGGGAGACAACUCGAGCUAAGAUGCUUGCUAUGACAGGAAAAAGUAUGAGCCUGACCAGUCUGGAAGGAGAAGAAGAAUCAGAAGAAGAGGACUACCAGGAUGCACGGGACAACGCCACCAACGUUGGUCAGUCGAUACGAGGAUUGACUACUGCCCCUGGUGCCGUCCCCACUGCUCAUCAACACAAACCUAACGGCAGUGUCUACACUGAAGAUAGGAGCCUUUCGCCAGUCAAUUCAACUGGGUCUAGUCCAAAUGUGCAAGAAGAAACGAAUGCCAGUGACUACCUCACUCGAACCAUGAGUGAGCCAACCACCGCCAAUCCCUCUGCUCGGUCGCUCACUGAUCUUCCAUAUGAAACACAACAAGAAAAGAGCGGUGGUGUGCGCGACACUAAGUCUCGUCCGUACACGGUUGCUGCAACUCAGGGUGUGUGCUCGUGUGAAGAGGAGUACACAAGCAGCCUAGGAGUGCCACAUUCCAAUAUGACCAAGUCUCUCUCAACUCCCUCAAUCCCCGCUGCUGCCAAACAGGAGAUGAACUCAGCUGAUUCCCGAAAGCUGAGUCUCCGUAGAGAUGGGCGUGGCAAGGAUGGCAAACAACCUGAUGGCCAGUCCUAUACUGUAAUACAAAAACUCCUCCAAGAACAUGAUGCACAGUUUCGGAGCCAAGAUGAAAUCGAGGAAGAAGAUGAAAAUGUUGCUCCUGUUCGUCGGCGUGGAGGGGAGAUAUCGCUUCAGGAUUUCCUCAGCGAAACUCCUGAAAAAGAAAGAUCUGCCAGUUUCGACCUUGAAGACCAGAGAGCCAAGCAACGGAAGGAAGAAGAGAGGAAGAAGCGGAAACCCAGUGUCUUCUCUCGCUUCCAGAGCAGCUACCGGACCAAGAAGAGCAAAGACAAGGAAGGCAAGUCGAAGGCCAGCACACAUCACCAGUUUGUGAGUGUCUCCAUCAGCAACUCUACCACAUGUGAUGUGUGUCACAAGCCUAUGGCCAAUAAACCAGCUCUACAGUGUGAAAAUUGCCUGAUGUAUGUUCACGAGCACAAUUGCAAGGAUCAGAUUUCGAUCUGUGACAAGAGUCGACGGGUUCUCCACCGAGAGGCAGCACCGCAGGAACGCCAAGUGGCGCCAUCUUCAGGGUCAAGUCUGCGGCCAUCACACUCUUUUAAAGUGAGGUCUUCGUCUGCGCCGGUCAAGACACAGCAAACCUUGCUGCCAUCAACCCAUUUUGUCCAACACCGUAAUAGCCUGCCUUCUCCCAGCCUCUUUGGUUCGUCUCCUACCUCCAGCAGCGCCUCGUCCCCUGGCACUCUUCAGUGGCCGUUUAAGUCAGUGGAGGAGGCUAUCAAUGAAGGAGAUGAGAUUGAUUCUGUUGGGUCAGGUCCUGAUGUUGGACACUCGAACAUACAAGACACAAUAUCGGAAUCUAUGGAGUCCCUCGAAGCUACAACUGUAAGGACCGAGGUUUCCAUAUUUGAUGACUACCCAGAGUUGAUGUUGGACUUUGAUGAACCUGAGGCAUGGAGUCUCACUGUGGACAGGAAGACGCUGAAAAAGAUGAAUACUAAGGAUAUUAAACGCCAGGACACAAUCUGGGAACUGAUACAGACGGAGAAGGAAUAUUGCAAGACUCUCACUAUUAUGCAGAAGAUGUUCAGCCAGGGCCUCCUGCAAGACCUCAACAUGCCUGCGGAACAGGUUGAGCGACUCUUCCCCCAGAUGGAUGAACUCAUCGAGAUACACACCACAUUCCUGGCUCAGCUUCUCAAACUCCAGCAAGUGAAACAUGACCGCAGCAUUGAUGAUGUCGGACGCACUCUGUUGGACCAGUUUGAUGGUGAAAAUGUCGUACAGAUGAAGGCAGUCUAUGGUGCAUUCUGCAGUAAACACAAGGAAGCCGUGCAGCUGUAUAAAGACCUAUGUAAAACAGAUCGGAAAGUGCAAAUAUUCUUUAAAUCAUGUAUAAACCACAGUGCUUGUAAGCGCCGAGAUGUGCCAGAUUUUAUCCUGGGCGUCACUAUACGUCUUUCAAAAUAUCCAAUCCUUAUUGAAGCAAUAUGUAAGAGUACUAAAGACAAGAAAGAUCGCGACCUUUUAAGUAGAGCUCUGAACUGGAGCAAGGGAGUGCUGACAGAUGUCAAUGAAAGGGUUGCAAACUAUGAAAAAACUGGUGGAGAUUCAGAGUAAAAUAGACUCACGAGCCACAACUGUGUUCAAGGGCAAGAAGUUCAAGCGCCAUGACAUAACCUUGCGAGGUCGCAAACUGGUGCACACGGGUUUGAUUGGAUGGAAGAGUGCGCGAGGUCGAAUCGUGGAGCUGCUGGCUAUUGUCCUCACUGACCUCAUCUUCUUUGUGCAGGAGAGCAACCAGA
Haliotis rubra (blacklip abalone) is the source of this 3719-nucleotide messenger RNA. Its product is annotated as rho guanine nucleotide exchange factor 28-like. Gene Ontology annotation, molecular function: guanyl-nucleotide exchange factor activity. Bases 16 to 3534 code for a protein of 1172 amino acids. The record is from RefSeq and is a predicted model, not a curated record. The transcript has 31 exons. NCBI's taxonomy places the organism in Eukaryota, Metazoa, Mollusca, Gastropoda, Lepetellida, Haliotidae. Gene Ontology annotation, biological process: regulation of Rho protein signal transduction.